Parasteatoda tepidariorum (common house spider) is the source of this 1695-nucleotide messenger RNA. RefSeq lists its product as uncharacterized. The record is from RefSeq and is a predicted model, not a curated record. Gene Ontology annotation, biological process: intracellular signal transduction. Lineage: Eukaryota; Metazoa; Arthropoda; Arachnida; Araneae; Theridiidae.
UAGGGAUUUUUUUUCUUACUUGUCUGGGACACCUGAAAUCAAGUUACUUUAUUCUGUUGCAACUUUUGCACCCCCCCACCUUGUUUUAGACCAUCACAAACAAAUCUUUUAUUCUUGAUGAUUAACGCAUGGCAUAUAUGGUGAUCUAUGAAUGGAAGAUGCUACAGUUGAUUGACAAUAUGAAUUAGAUGUUCCUGGUCUACUGAUAAGAAAAUACAAAAGAAGUGAAAUAGAAUAAAACUGGUUGAAACCGACUUUGAAACUUUAUUGAGGCAACAACGUGUACUAUAAGCGUACAGCAGUAUUAAGACUCAUUAGUAGCGAUGUGUACUGUAAGGGUAGAUUCCGAUGAUAUUCUGCUGGUAGUGAAAGCUUUGGAGCGAUUUAAAAAUGAUGAAAAAAAUUUGUGUCGUCGGCAUGAAUGUGAGAAAGUUUAUUUCGACAAAGACGAAGCUGAUAUUGAAAGAUAUGAAGCUUUAUUAGGUUCUACGAAUAUUAGAUUCUCAAUGGAGUCCGUCGUGAGAUUUAAAAAUGUCGCUGAGCGUUUAUCAGCAGAAAGCUUGAAGAAAUAUUUAUCUCAAAAAACUCUUUCCAAAGCAUUAGCAUCGUGCGGUCGCCUACUCGUCGAUCAUCAUGAAGAAAAUCAUUGUUCACUUUAUAUGUCUUCUGCAUUAAAAUUCUACUUUAAAGCCUAUAAGUCGGUGAAAAAAGCAUUUUUUUACGAAAACGUUACUCGUAAUGAAAAAACCAUUCAUUUUUUGAGACUUUCGUCAAAGCACGGGCUUCAUCAGGAUGUUUACAUAGAAUGCCUGAAGAUAUUUUGUAUUCCAAGUAUAUUUCAUAAAUACGAUAAAUCCUUUGCUUAUUAUUCAAUCUUAGAGGACAUUCUUAAGAUCACCUAUGCUGCAAAAGUGGAUAUCUUAAAUGUGGAUAGCUUUGGAGAAGACGUAUCGUCCUUCCUACUAUUAUAUUCUUCAUUAUUUAAUGACAUAAGCAAUAUAAGUUUGUUGAUUCGAUUUGGGAGGACUGACGUCAUAUCUUUAUCUAGUUUCAUCUACUGGAAAGAAGUAUAUAGAAUCCUUCCUGAAAACGUCGAGAUGGUUUCAGGUUUCGACCUCAUAACUGUGCGCUCACUUCAAGUAAUGCAUUUGUACCUGACUGAUUACCACAAGAAAUCUCGUCCAUUUUCAGCUGAGUGUGUGCUGAAACUCUUGUGGGACAGCAUAACAGACCCUUACUUGACUCGUCAGGAAUUUGAAAAGAGUUUUGAUCCCGAAAGUGCAAGAGAUGGGACUCUUGUGAAGGACGCAUGGACUUGGUACCAGUUUCACGUUUUAGAAGAUUCGACUUUGGUGAAAGCUCCAAGAUCCCUCUAUCAUCUCUCAAGGUGUGGUGUUCGAAACCAGACGGCCAAGUGUUUGCAACUUCCAUCAGGCAUCAGUAAACUAAAGCUUCCGAAACUAGUGAAGAACUUUCUACUUUUGGGAGAAUGCAUUUCACCUACCUCUCUUUGCCUUUAAUUGAUUCUUUGGAGGAAAUGUGAUCUGUAAUCAAUAAUUAUAAUUCUAGUCGAACAAACUUUGAUUCACUCUUUUUAUCUUAUGUGCAAAGUUGUUAAGGCAAAUAUUGUUUUUAUGUUGUAACAUUUUAAAUCACUAAUUAAAUUGAAAAUGUAUUUACUUGAUGUGUACUUUA